UCUCUUUCUCUAACUCUUAUCUCACCAAUCUUCCCCGACAAACACAACUUCUUCUUCUUCCUCGAUUCGCUCACUACAAUUUUUACUGGAUCUUGUUUGAUGUGCUGCGGAAGCUGACGACAAUGAGCUGCAAUGGCUGCCGAAUUCUUCGAAAGGGUUGCAGUGAGAACUGCAUGCUCCGCCAAUGUCUUCAAUGGCUAGACAGUCCCCAGGCUCAGGCCAACGCCACCGUCUUCGUUGCCAAAUUCUUUGGCCGUGCUGGUCUUAUGUCAUUCAUCUCAGCCGUCCCCCAAUCCCAACGCCCUGCGUUGUUUCAAUCUCUAUUGUUUGAGGCGGUGGGGAGGGCGGUGAAUCCGGUCGGAGGGGCGGUGGGGUUACUCUGGACGGGAAACUGGCACGUGUGUCAGUCAGCAGUGGAGACAGUGCUCCGCGGCGGCGUGUUACAGCCACUUCCCGAAUUUUACGGUGCCGGUCCGAUUCCGGACGGCGAUGACUGUUCGGAGUCGGGAAUCGAGGUUUUCAGGCCGGUGAAGGCGGAUUCAAGGUCGGUGAAGAGGAAGAGAUGGGAUGAUGACGUGGCGAAAUUUGGUUCGAAGGAUGUUUUAUUGAGUCUGGGUCCCGAAUCGCCGGAGUAUCGGCGAGCGGUGUCGCCGUCGGAGGAGUCUGAAACGACGACGUUGGGGAGUGGGUCGUCGACGAACUGUAGUGUAGUACGGGGAAGUGAGCGGCCACUUCUGAGACUCUUCGUUUGAGAAAAGGGUUACCGGCUACCGCUAUAACCGGUGUAAUUUUCCGCAUAACGGGUCGUAUUACGGAAUGUAAAAGAUAAUUGCUGACUGAGAACUGACUUAAUUACGGGGUCACACGGUUGUUAGUAUUUUGUCAUCCCUUUUUUUUAAUAAAAAAAUAAAUUGAGCAGAAAAAUUGGGUAUGCUGAGAGAUUAUUAAUUAUAAUUUAAUUUUAAUAAA
Molecule: messenger RNA, 969 nt
Organism: Carica papaya (papaya)
Lineage: Eukaryota; Viridiplantae; Streptophyta; Magnoliopsida; Brassicales; Caricaceae
Product: LOB domain-containing protein 38-like
Biological process (GO): regulation of gene expression
Source: RefSeq, a predicted model, not a curated record